Messenger RNA from Hordeum vulgare subsp. vulgare (domesticated barley), 956 nucleotides. RefSeq lists its product as uncharacterized. The coding region runs from base 271 to 741 and encodes 156 amino acids. NCBI's taxonomy places the organism in Eukaryota, Viridiplantae, Streptophyta, Magnoliopsida, Poales, Poaceae. The record is from RefSeq and is a predicted model, not a curated record. The transcript has 4 exons.
CCUCCAUUUCUCCCAUGCUCUCCUCUCCCCCACCCCUCCCGCAACCCAACCCAACCCCUCUGUCGAUCUCCUCUUCCCCACCCGUCCCGCCUCAUCCGGGAGCAAGGCGCGGGCGCCGGACAAGCCGUGCUGACCGGAUUUGGCCGGCAUGGUGGGCUCCCAGCGCGGUCCUGUACGUGGCCAACUGCGGGCCGGUGGUGGGGCUGAGCCACGGUCGGGGCCACGCAGGUGGUGGCGCGGGGACGAGACGCCCCGACGUGCAAGCAGGGCAUGUGUGGUCGGCCUGAUGGCGCGGAACUCCAGGCGGCGGAGAGGACGAGGGCGCGGAGAUUCCCUGGUCGACCUCCAGCUCCAGGCGAAGGCGACUGCGAGCCGGAUCAUCUCACCUCGCCUCGUCUUCCAGCUAAAUUGCGUCCUCGUCCUUGGUCACGCACCCUCUCCUCCGCGGCUACGCCCACUGGAAGCUGGGACUGGGAGCGGAGCGCCACUAGGACCAGGCCAGCUUCAACCGCCCGCCAGCACUCGGCUACAACGUUCGUCUUGGCCCAUCUCCGGCGCCCGCACCGGGAUCUCCGUCGCCCAUGUCGCCCGGGGAUAGCCCACAGUACCCUGCUGAUGGCCGUGCGGGUAAAUUUGAGGGCAAUUUUUCCACAAGGCGAGCUAGAUUCCUGUGCAUAUAUUUACACAGAGGUGAAGUGCGAAUCCAAGUCUGAAGCUGUGAAGCAUAUCAGAAAAGACUAGCAUAUUAUGUGUUGUAAUUGUAGGCAGUAGUAGGCUUAUUUGGGCUGUAGUAUAAUGUAACGAUUGUAAUAGACUAAUGUAGUGUUGUUUUGGACGAAUUCUGUUUGCUCUUUGGAUUGUUCAAAAUAAUGAUUGUGUAUGUGAUUUGAAUACCCCAGAAAUGGUAACUUGGAAAAGGGGUUCAAGUUAUAAUGGUUGUUUGGCAUAUUUUGAAA